AGCCAGGGAAUAAAAUGGCAUUACAAAUUUUGGACGAUGUUUUCAAAAGUUAUAAGCGUUUUUGGAUAAUUGCUUAUAUCUCUGGAACACUAGUUGACGCUAUGUUCAAACUUCUCAGGUACCUUCAGGACAUUCUGAUGAUGAUACGUACCAAUGUUUUGUGAAGAUAUGUCAAAUUGUUUAAAAGAUAUUGCAAUUCAAAUUUAAAAUAGCGGACAUGUGGUUAUUCCGAUGUUGACAAAACCGUAUCCACGGAUUCGGCAUGGCCCAAGGAAUCCAUAGACACACAUCUUGAUUUUCUGACAAACUGUUCAAAAGAUAUUGGCCAAAAUAGCCAUUUUUCAGAUCUCCUGACCUGUAGGUGGUGCUGUUCCCAAAUUUGGCAUGGACCCUCAGAUCAUGGUCCUGAUCAAGCUUACUAAUUUUCGUUUCGAUUGAACAAAGUUUGGCUGAGAUGCAGCCUCUGAACCAAUUUCGGGUCAACCUCGUUAAAUUCGUGACAUCAUAACUUUUGAACAAACAUGAAUAAAAAAAAUGUUCAGUCAUUUCUGUGCGGCUCAGUCCAAAGAUCAUGUGAUUAAAGUUUGGACAAAAUUGGAUAUAUACUGUACUUUUCAAAAUGGCCACUACUGUAAAGGGCGGAGACUUAAUGUAAGAUAUUGAAUGGCAUCAGUAUGAAGAAACUAAUCAGAUGUCUAGAGCAAAUGGUUCAAAAGUUAUAACCUUUAGAGAAGUGCAUUUUUGAACUGGUGGUGGUGCUAUAGAGUUGGUCCUAGAGACUCCAAAAUUGGUCAGAUUACUAGACAUUACCAUCACUACAAGUGUGCCAAAUUUCCUUCUUAUGGUUCAUAGGGCUGCCAUACUCCCAGUGGGGAAACAUAAUAAUAAAACUGACAAUUACAAUAGGGGCUCGGCCCCUAAUAAUAAUAAUAAGAAAACUAAUGGAUACUAUAGUUUACUAAUUAAUGAAAUGGAUGAGUUGGACCGAGCAUACAUGUGGAACCUUUAAAUACUGUUUAAAUAAAAUCUAAAGAUAAUUGAUAUAGUUUUGAUUUGGUCUGUACACAAUUUGUGGUAGUUUUGGUUUUAGUGACUUGUGAAAUAUAGAAUUGAAUAUAGAAAGAAUGAGUAGGUGUGUCCAAACUUUUAAAUGGUAUCAAAUAUGUUGUGACUGUGUACGUGUACAUGUGUGCGAGAGGCUUGAAGAUAGAUUCAUGUGUGUAUAAUGUAUCAAUCCUGGGCUACAGGCCAGCAGGUGUGUGUGUGUGGGUGAGUGAGAGAGAGAGGGUACACAGUGUGUUGGGGGGCUUUGGCUGUGCAACUAAGUAUAAAUAUUUCACCCCCUUCUCCAGUUCCCUUUUGUUCAUCAUCAUAGCGGCUCGAUGGCCAAUCCCAUUAAUCCACAGCUGAACGAAUGAAAGCAAGAGAGGAAAGAAAACACGUGAGGGAGAGUCAAAGAUAUAAAAGCCACAUUAAGGUUUGUGGAAAGAUUUGAAAGAAAGGAAUGAGAAUAUUUUCUGAUCACAUGAUGUAAAAAGGAGUGACAAAAUGUGAAGAGAAGAAAAUAAGUGGAGUGGAUAAAGUGAGUAUAACAAAUACUGCAAUAGCAACCAAUGUUACUUUAGUAUAAUAUCUAUACUAUUAAAAUUUUUAUUAAUAUUUUGAAUUCGUAUUCAUUUUUAUUUCUUCAAUGUUUAUUUUAAUUUUAGUUCAAGUUUUAAAAUAUAAAAAUAUCUAUGUAUUGUUUGUUUUAUUGUGAGGCUGAUGUGUCUCUUUGUUUGAAGUGAGUCAGUGUGUGUUUCCUGAUCUUUUGAAGAAAGGAUGUCACAAUUUAGAGAAGCUCAUAAAGAGGAUGAAUCUGAAAAGAAGAACUCUAAGAUGCCUCAAAAACGAAAGAAAAAGGCUGAACAUGACAAGGACAACAGAGUGAUGUCGAAGGAUAGGCUUCCUCUAAUUGGUUCAUCAGGGAACAGAACAGCAGCAAGGCCUUCUCUAUCCACUCCCCAACAUCCUCCUCAGGCCGACACGAGAAAGCGUGGCCAUCCUCCCAUCUCAUCUGUGGCCCCUGACAGCAUGGCACCCUGGGAAGUCUCCUCCCACUCCGAGUCCUCCUUUACCGAUUUCCCCCCUCCACCUUCACCCCUUCCUCUUGCCCACUCGAAGCCAAUCACAGCACCAGAUCCUCCGCCCCCACGACCCCCUUCUCAAAUCAAAAACAUUGAACCCGAGAAUGGGCAGAGUGCCAGAGUAAAACGCAAGCCCCUUCCACCAAGACACCCCCCUAGACCUCCCCGUUUACCCCCUCUGAGGCAAAUCACAAAUCUUAGCUUUUCUCGUAGUUUCACGUUUUCUUUUUUUGAGCUGCCAGUUCACCAGUCUGCACGAAGCAGAGCGGAGCGGCUCAGAGAUCUCACUGUGCUGCUGAAGCAGUUUCAAUACUGAGGGAAAACAUGCUACUGUAAGUUUACAUCUGGGGCAGAAAAUACAAUGUAUGCAGAUUUGCAUCAGAUGCUCAAAAUUACCAGGCUAUACCAUGGCUUCACAUCAGCAUUAUAUGCUUAAUUAGAUAUUAAGAUUAAGAGUGAUACAUUUUUGGCUUUUUAUCCUGUUUGUGGUGCAGAUUUCUGGUGUUGUACUUUAGGUUAAAGAUGCACUUCGUCAUUUUUAUUAUGCACUGUUUAUAUAUGCGCACCAAGGCUGCAUUUUAUUUUAUCAAAAAUACAGUAAAAACAUUGAUCUUGUGAAAUAUUACUACAAUUUAAAAUAAUUGUUUUCUAUUUUAAUAUGUUUUAAAAUGUAAUUUCUUAUUGUGAUGGCCAAGCUGAAUUUUCAGCAUCAUUACUCCAGUCUUCAGUGUCACAUGAUCCUUCAGAAAUCAUUCUAAUAUGCUGAUUUGGUCCCAAGAGACAUUUCUUAUAAUUUUAAAUCUUUAAUGUUCUUCUGCUUAUGUUUUUACUGUCACUUUUGAUCAAUUUAUUGCAUCCUUGCUGAAUAAAAGUAAUAAUUUCUUAACUAUAUAUAUAUAUAUAUAUAUAUAUAUAUAUAUAUAUAUAUAUAUAGUGACCAAUGCAGUAAUGGAAAUUCCCCAAUUUGUGUUUGUCAUUUUUGACACUUUUUUUUUUAGGUUGUUAAAUGUAUAUUUAGAGGAUGUGUGGGUGUAAGAUUGUACAGCCUUUUGCCUUCUGAUGUUAAGCACUGUCGACAUUUAUAUUAACCAAUGAGACACAUAGAUGGGGGAAAUUACCAUGGUGAUUAUUAUGUAGGGUGGAGACAGCAUGUGUGAUAAAUUAUAUAUGAGGUAACAUUAUAAAUCUGACCUUUAAACAACAGAAAACAAUGAAAAUAUUUAAGGAGAUACAUUCAGCUGAGAUACAUCCCACAGGUGGCCUGAGGUUUUGUUGAGCUGUUUGGGUCAUGUGCACAGGGAUAAUAAAGUGGUUUCCUCAGGACACACAGAACAGAAUUCAGUGAAUUCUCGAUAGACAAGAUGGACAAUCAAAGACUUUCACAGAGUGAGAAUUUCAAUCCUAAUCCUGUUUAUGGUCUGAAUGAAGCAGAACUAGAUAUCCAGGGACAUCGCAGUUGGAAGGCACGUCGUACAAUUUGGGAAAAGCUGAAGGAGGAGAGCCGGUGUUCAGGUACAUGGCUGAAGAGCUGCUUCCUGUCUAUUGCACCUCUCUUGUCAUGGCUGCCACAAUACUCACUCAGGAAAAAUGCUGUUGGAGAUGUGAUAUCAGGAAUCAGUGUUGGAAUCAUGCACCUGCCUCAAGGGAUGGCUAAUGCUUUGCUGGCUGCGGUUCCUCCAGUGUUUGGUCUAUAUUCAUCUUUCUACCCUGUUCUCAUCUACUUUAUAUUUGGAACAUCCAAACACAUCUCUGUGGGUACAUUUUCUAUCCUUUCCAUCAUGGUCGGUACGGUAACAGGUGAUGUGGUGUUUCAAGGCAGUGGAGCAGAGAGCAAUGAGAUGGAGUCUGAAAGCAUGAGAGUUGCCUUUGCAGCUCAGUUGACCAUUCUGUGUGGAUUAAUGCAGAUUCUGCUGUAUGUGCUGCGUUGUGGAGGGGUGUGUCGGUGGUUGUCUCAGCCGUUGGUCAGUGGAUACACUACGGCAGCUGCCAUCCAUGUGACUGUUCACCAGUUGCCUUUACUGAUGGGCAUCUCCAUAGUCAAACACAGAGGCGUCCUCGCUGUGUUCUGGAUGUUUUUAAACAUUGCAUCUGGAAUCGGGAGAGUGUUACCAGCGACACUGGUAGUUUCCUUUGUCUCCCUGGUUAUACUUGCUGGUGGAAAGGUGCUGAAUUCAUGCUGGAGCACUCGAUUUCCCAUUCCAUGGGAGCUGGUGCUGAUUAUCUUUGCCACUGUGUCAUCAGUGCAGUUUGAUUUGUCUGGUCAGUAUGGAAUACAGACCGUUGGACCCAUACCAACCGGGUCAGCAGAGUGUUGGAUUUUCUUUAAAAAAACAAUUAGCUGGAAGUAUUUCGGUGUUAAAACUAAUUCUCACUCUCAUUUAUCCCUUUUUCUCUCUCUUUAUUUAUCUCUAAGUCUCUCACCUCCCUCUCUUCCAUCAUUUUUCUUCUCUCAGGAGCUUUUUUUGACAGCUCUUGCGCUGGCAGUGGUGGGCUAUGGUUUACAAGCUUCUUUGGGCAUGAUGUUUGCUCAUAAACAUGGGUACCCCUUUCACAGCAACCAGGAGCUAUUGGCUCUGGGUCUGAGUAACUCUAUUGGAGGGGUGUUCCAGUGCUUUCCAGUAACCGGAUCCAUAUCUCGCAGCACUGUGCAGGAGAGUACAGGCGGACAAACUCAGGUGACUUCUCUGGUGUCUGCACUGAUAAUUCUAUUGAUCUUGCUGAAGUUUGGCCCCCUUUUUCAGCAGCUUCCAAAGACAGUUUUGGCUGUAAUUAUUUUAGUUAAUCUGCAAGGGGUUUUUGCACAAGUUAAAGAUGUUCGUAAACUUUGGAAUACAGACCGCUUGGACCUGGUAGUGUGGGUAGUGACACUGCUCAGUGCUCUGGUGUUUAACCUGGACCUGGGGCUUGGCAUUGCAAUUGUGUUUUCUCUCCUUACUAUCGUCUUCAGGACACAGAGUGCCAGGUCUGCCGUUCUUGGUCAUAUUGCCGGUACAGACUGUUACAGGGAUCUGGAGAAAUAUGCAAAUGCACUCCAGGUCCCUGGUGUGACUGUGUUUUCCUCCUGUAAUCCACUUUACUACGCCAAUGCAGACCAGACCUUCACAUCACUCAAACAGGCAGUUAGUAAAGGCAUUAAGGAGAAUCCCACAGUAAAUCCUCCAGACCAGCAGGAGACUCAGAGUGCGCAACACUGCGUUAUUCUGGAGCUCAGUGGAGUCACCUUCAUGGACUCAGUGGCCAUGGGCACGUUCAAAUCAGUUAGUGGCACAGAACACACUCACACACAUACAACACGUAGAAGUGUUGAUAUUUUACCGGAGAUUAACAGAAAUAGAUUACCCGUUACUGAUUCUCAUUAACUCCUAA
This is a messenger RNA of Megalobrama amblycephala (Wuchang bream), 5492 nucleotides long. RefSeq names its product solute carrier family 26 member 6-like. Gene Ontology annotation, cellular component: membrane. The record is from RefSeq and is a predicted model, not a curated record. The transcript is spliced from 17 exons. Gene Ontology annotation, molecular function: oxalate transmembrane transporter activity; chloride transmembrane transporter activity; bicarbonate transmembrane transporter activity. The coding region runs from base 3488 to 5485 and encodes 665 amino acids. NCBI's taxonomy places the organism in Eukaryota, Metazoa, Chordata, Actinopteri, Cypriniformes, Xenocyprididae. Gene Ontology annotation, biological process: transmembrane transport.